GAAAGUUCUUUAGCAUUAAGGCAUCCCAAAAAACACAACUGAAAAACUCAAGUACUAAAGUCGUUGGGUUUCCCUUUGGCAAAAAAGCGCUUUUAAUUAAGAAGAAGAAGAAGUUCCAACGCAUUAUCUCUUCUCGUCACGCUGUCUUCUGUUCUGUUCUAUUCUAUUGACGUCUUCCGCUUUUCUUCUCCUACAUAAACUAUCAGCCAAAACCAAAAGAAACUUCCUUCUCCUCUGCCUUAACAGAAAAAAAAAAAAAAAAACCAAAUUCAUCCCACAACACAAAAACUUCCAAUUCAGAGCUGCGUCUUCAAUUCAUCAAGUGUUUGAUUCAUUCGUACAGUUUUUGUUCAUUUUUUGGAGUUUCUUCAACAAUGGUUCAAAUGAAAGAGUUGUAUCCUUUUGUUCUGUACUAUACAAGUUCUCUUCUUUUUACUUUGUUUGAAUGGGUCUUUUGCUUGUUUUCUUUUUUUUUUGUAUCCGUACUUUUGAUGUUACAGUUCUAUUGUAUUUAAGCAAUUUUGGGUUUUUCGUUUCUUUGCAGGAAGUUAAUUUUGUCAGCUGAAAAUGUUUGAAAUUGGAUUCUUUUUCUGGUUUUAAUGUUGAGACAAAUUGUCCAACUUUAUGUUUCUGAUUAAUUUUUUAAAUCUAUCUUGAUGAAAGUGAAAAUAAUCAUGUUUCAUGAUGAACAAAAACGGGGGCUUUUACCAAUUCUUGCAUAUAAUUCCGCUUGGCUUUCAUGUUUAUGAAUUCCUUGACUAGGAACUUUCUUUGAAGCCGGGUUGUCAUGCCUUUGUCAUUGGAAGAGUAUCAGAUUGCUCAAAUGUACACCGUAAUGAAAAUGCAGCAGCAGAGCACCACAGGGACAGAAGGGGUGGAGGUUUUGGAGAACAGACCUUUUGAAGAUGAUGAAUUUGGAAAGGGUCAAUACACUUUGAAGUUGUACAGAUUACAGAGCAAGGUUCCUUCCUGGUUGGCAGCCUUUGCACCCGCUGAUGCCCUUGUGAUGCAAGAGGAAGCCUGGAAUUCAUUUCCCAGGUGUAAAUCAGUCAUUAAGUGCCCGUACUUCACAAGGUUCACAUUAACUAUUGAAACCAUCCACAAGGCUGAUAAUGGGUAUUCUGAGAAUGUCCAUGGUCUGAACAAACAAGAACUAGCAGCCACAGAGGUGGAAAUGAUUGACAUUGCUUCAGAUACUAGUGAUUACUGGAGCUAUAUAAUUGGCAGAAACAAUAUUGAUUUCUCUACAUUUCAAUCCACUAGAACCAGCCGGGGUCCCCUUUUAGCAGGAUGGCAGGACAAAUGUAAUCCAGUCAUGACUGCAUACAAACUGGUGACAGUUGAUGUUCCAUAUUGGGGCUUUGGGAGCAGGUUGGAGCAAACCUUGUUGACGGGUGAAAGGGCACUUUUUCUUGAAAGUCACCGGAACAUUUUCGCAUGGAUUGAUGACUGGUUUGGAUUAUCAAUGGAGGUGAUGCGUGAACUAGAGCAACAAAGUGAUACCUCAUUGAAUAAGAAACUCGGCCGGCAUCGGAUAGCAGAAAGCGAAGAAGAACUGUAUAGCCAAUGAAAGUAUACGCAUUUUGCUAAGGUAACAUACAUCAACCUCAGGAGUGUCGAGUUAUCUGUCUCCCAGAUGAAAGAUACGCGAGAGAAUCGUGCAUUUGAGACCUGGCUAUUGUCUCAUUGAGUUCAGCAAUGUGGCUGUCCUACGUCAAAGAUGUUAAUACAUGUGUUUCGAAGCAUUCAGAUCCUUUUUUUCAAUUAUAGUAAAAAAGAAAAAAGAAGAAGAAGAAGAAGAGAAGCAUUUGUAAUUUUACCCAGAAUUCACUGUAAUUCACCUUCAUUUCUCAAAUUUUGCCAAAGAUGAAUUCUUCAGUAAUUCGGCCUUUGGAUUGGUCUUUCUUUUAUUGAAUUCAUUUGUUGGUUGUAUAGUAAGAUCCAUGAUCGAUCAUGACUUAUCUACAAUGUGAGACUACGUCCAAUAACUUACUAGAUCCGGUUCAGACA
Oldenlandia corymbosa var. corymbosa is the source of this 2010-nucleotide messenger RNA. The record is from the annotation of a GenBank genome assembly. NCBI's taxonomy places the organism in Eukaryota, Viridiplantae, Streptophyta, Magnoliopsida, Gentianales, Rubiaceae.